Messenger RNA from Verruconis gallopava, 2154 nucleotides. RefSeq lists its product as uncharacterized. The record is from RefSeq and is a predicted model, not a curated record. The coding region runs from base 180 to 1991 and encodes 603 amino acids. NCBI's taxonomy places the organism in Eukaryota, Fungi, Ascomycota, Dothideomycetes, Venturiales, Sympoventuriaceae. The transcript has 5 exons.
CAGAGUCCCAUCAUCGGCAGGGCCGCUGUGUUCCUUUCUUUGCAAUUCUGUCCAUUCUCUUCUACACUCUUUGUGCUGGGCGCAUUUCGUAGUAUCAAUUUAUUAGUCGCUCCUUGGCGCCUUUCCUAUUAUCUAGUAACGAUCGCUGAGAGCCCUAGUGGCUGCUUGCUACGGUUAUAAUGACUUUACGAUUCUCAUGCGCUCUGGCUCUGUUGAGCCAAGGGCUCAGCGUUCUUGGGCAAACCACCCAAGCCCAGUUCAAUCAGGUCAUCAACCUGAACGGUGAUAUGAACCUGAACUCGGUGCAGUUCCCGGACGGCAGUCGGAUCGAGACGUUCUCCCAGACGCAGCGCCAGCUGCUUGUCAACCAAAAUACAGCGCCUCUUCCGGGCAACCAGGUGACGGGAACAACCGGUAAUCCUUUCGUGCAAUUAACUCCGAACUCGUUGGUCAUCCAAACCAAUGGAGCAACCGAUCUCGUUGGUGGCCAGAUUGAGCUACCCAUCAACACCCAGACCCUACAGCAGAUGGGAGUCACCCCGGACAAUACCUUCGUGGCCAAAUUGUCCGCUGAUCGCCAGUCGUGGAUGGUCAUGGACACCAUCAAGACGGUGAACAACACUGACAGCACCGUGCGCAUUGUGAAGUUGAACAACAUCGACGGAGAGUACAUCGCUCUCGGCCGACAGACUGCCGUCACAGGCGUUGCGUUGACCCAAUUUGGCACUGGACCGACUAACCAAGUCAACAUCACUGGCUCUGGCAUCCAGGAGAAUGAAUUCACUGACGGCUUCCGAAUGUCUAUAAGAGCCUCGCAGCCGAUGAUCGCCACGCUGAACGUCAAGAACGGUAUUUCGACUACCAUGCUUACUGCCUUGGGUACAGGCACUCAAUCAGUUAACAACUUCCGUUACCUCGUGACAACAAACCUGGGCGGCGUCGUGACUAACCUGAACCGCAUGGCCGCUGUUGUACAACUCCCAAUCAAUGCCGUCCGUCUCCAGACGGUUGCAACGGCAAUGGGUGCUACAGCACAGUCAAACGUUCGCUUGAGCGUUGCACAGCGUGGUAUUCUUGCCAACCCUGGUGGCGCUACCGCCCUCCAACCAGCAUCGCCUCUGCAACGAAAGCGACAAGAGCCUUCCUCUGUCCAGCCGGGUACCAGCGCUGAGACCAAUGGUGCUAGCCAGAACAAUACUUCGAAUGGUCAACUCACCACUGGAAGUUCAACCACAGGCCAGACAAACGGCAACACGGGAAAUGCUGGAACGGGCACGCUGAACCCUGCUGCUGCCACUCUGCUGCUCUCGCCAACAUUUACCCCGAUCCAGAACAAUGCCGUUCUUGAUACGAUGAAUGCUCGCCUCGCUAUUCCUGUUACUCAAAUCGAUGGCGAGUACAUCCUCACCGUCAACAUGGCCAGUGGCCAAGCUGCCCCCGCGGCCCCUCAGGCCGGAUCAAGCACACAGCUUACCGUGCCCCAGGCCGGGACAAGCACACAACUCACUGUGCCUCAAGCAUCUACGGCACUCUCCUCAGCAUCCUCGGAAUCCUCGAGUUCGUCGACUACGUCGGCGGGCGAGACGUCGACGUCAUUGACAGCAGCUGCGGCUGCUAGCACAUCUCUGAAACCAACUGGAGAGAGUUCGACUUCCUCUGAAUCUAAGACGUCGACUUCAGCGGCGGCAGCGGCCGAGACUAGUGCAACAUCUCAGAAGGCCGCAACGACAGGCUCUGGAUUUGUCUUCAGGAGACAGUUGCCACCUCUGCCACAGUCUCAAGCGGAUGGAAGCGUGAUCGUAUCGAUGGAAUGGAUCAAUUACAUGGCGGAUAUUCAACAAAAGGGCGGUGCAGUCGACGUGGGAGCCAUGAUGCAACAGGUAUCACCAGGCAUUGCGUCGGCCACCUCACCGGCACCUGCGAGUGCUAGCAGCGGUACUAGCGUAUCAGGGCUCAUUGCUGGCCUCAAGGCUAGGAGAUUUCAAGCAUGAGGCGAUCUUCUUUUGUUGUCAUCUAUAAAUGUAGUUCAGCUGCUACUUCUGACGCUGUGUCUUGUGCCGGCGGCAAAAUGCCAUCAGGCCGCGGCCAUUCACUGGCUCUGGCCUAGGAGUACCUUCAGCUAAGAGAGUAGCAGCACCCAUAAAACAGUUAAAG